Messenger RNA from Siniperca chuatsi (mandarin fish), 757 nucleotides. RefSeq names its product FKBP prolyl isomerase 2 (gene fkbp2). Gene Ontology annotation, molecular function: peptidyl-prolyl cis-trans isomerase activity. The transcript has 2 exons. The coding region runs from base 165 to 581 and encodes 138 amino acids. Gene Ontology annotation, biological process: protein peptidyl-prolyl isomerization. NCBI's taxonomy places the organism in Eukaryota, Metazoa, Chordata, Actinopteri, Centrarchiformes, Sinipercidae. The record is from RefSeq and is a predicted model, not a curated record.
CCGGGGUCUUUCGUACGUACAUCCUCUUUAGAUAACACAUUUCCCUGCUCAUUUCCCAGCUCAUUUCCCUUAUUCAUCCUCCACAAACUCACCACUGGUCGUUGAGCUUAGUCUUCACCAAACUAAACCCUUUCACACCCGGAAACUGUGAGUGGACUGCAGCCAUGCGGGUGCUUCUGUUGUUCGCCGUGACGGUGCUGUCUCUGAGCCCGGUGGCGGUGAGCGGAGCCGAGAAGAAGAAGCUGCAGAUCGGCAUCAAGAAGCGAGUGGACAACUGCCCCAUCAAGUCCCGCAAAGGAGACGUGCUGAACAUGCACUACACGGGCAAGCUGGAGGACGGCACCGAGUUCGACAGCAGCAUUCCCCGCGACAGGCCCUUCACCUUCACCCUGGGCACUGGCCAGGUGAUCAAAGGCUGGGACCAGGGCCUGCUGGGAAUGUGCGAGGGCGAGAAGAGGAAGCUGGUCAUCCCCGCCGAGCUGGGCUACGGAGACCGGGGAGCUCCUCCGAAGAUCCCCGGGGGAGCGACGCUCAUCUUCGAAGUGGAGCUACUCAGCAUCGAGAGGAGAUCCGACCUUUGAUGAAGAAGAGAUGGCAAGGAAGGCAACUUUCAAAACGUUCCAGGAGCUGCUGCAGCAUUAAGUGGAGAUCGUCUGACCUCUGAUGAAGACUACAUGGCAAAUCUGAGAGUAGAGUUGGCAACCCCACGGCAGAGCCACUGUCCUCCUUUCACUGGCUUUGCUUAUUGUGCUCUGAU